Aspergillus affinis is the source of this 1314-nucleotide messenger RNA. RefSeq names its product actin-related protein 3. Lineage: Eukaryota; Fungi; Ascomycota; Eurotiomycetes; Eurotiales; Aspergillaceae. Gene Ontology annotation, molecular function: actin filament binding. The record is from RefSeq and is a predicted model, not a curated record. The coding region runs from base 1 to 1314 and encodes 437 amino acids. Gene Ontology annotation, cellular component: Arp2/3 protein complex; actin cortical patch. Gene Ontology annotation, biological process: Arp2/3 complex-mediated actin nucleation. The transcript has 4 exons.
AUGGCGUCUCAAACCCCGGCCGUUGUCAUGGACAACGGAACUGGUUAUUCCAAGCUCGGUUUCGCCGGUAACGACUCGCCCUCGUUCGUCUUCCCCACGGCAAUUGCUAGCAAGGGUGGUGCCGGUGCCUCCGGAGGCGCGACCAGACCGGCUGUCGGAAAUAAGCCCUCGUUCUUGGCCGGAGGUGGUGGAGCCGGCUCACACCUGUCCUCAAAGCGUGGCACGGAAGACCUGGAUUUCUUCAUCGGUGACGAAGCUCUGGCUGCCGCCAAUGGGCCCGGCUAUGGCAUCAACUACCCCAUCCGACACGGUCAGAUCGAGAACUGGGAUUCGAUGGAGCGGUUCUGGUCGAACUCGAUCUUCAAGUACUUGCGCGUCGAGCCCGAGGAUCACUACUUCCUUCUCACCGAACCGCCCCUGAAUCCCCCCGAGAACCGUGAGAAUACUGCGGAGAUCAUGUUCGAGUCGUUCAACUGCGCCGGUCUUUACAUUGCCGUCCAAGCUGUGCUUGCGCUCGCCGCCUCGUGGACCUCCUCCAAGGUGACCGACCGAUCCCUCACCGGAACCGUCAUCGAUUCCGGUGACGGUGUCACCCACGUUAUCCCCGUCGCCGAAGGCUACGUCAUCGGGUCUUCCAUCAAAAGCAUACCGAUUGCCGGUCGAGACAUCACCUAUUUCGUACAGAGCCUGCUGCGUGACCGGGGCGAGCCCGACAGCAGCUUGAAGACGGCCGAGAAGGUGAAAGAGGAAUACUGCUACGUCUGCCCUGACAUCGUCAAGGAAUUCGCCCGGUACGACCGCGAGCCGGACCGUCUCCUCAAGCACACCGUGACCUCGCCCAACGGCCGCAGCGUGAACAUCGACGUCGGCUACGAGCGAUUCCUGGCCCCCGAGAUCUUCUUCAACCCCGAAAUCUACUCCUCUGACUUCCUGACCCCCUUGCCGACCGUUGUCGACGGCGUCAUCCAGUCCUCCCCCAUCGACGUCCGGAGAGGGCUGUAUAAAAACAUCGUCCUGUCCGGAGGAUCCACGCUAUACAAGGACUUUGGCCGACGCUUACAGCGUGACAUCCGGCACCUGGUGGACGCACGGAUCCGGGCCUCGGAGGCACGCAGCGGUGGAGCGCGAAGCGGUGGAUUGGACGUGGCCGUUGUGACGCACAAGAGACAGAGACACGGUCCGUGGUUCGGAGGAAGCUUGCUGGGACAGACGCCCGAAUUCCGAAGCUACUGCCACACCAAGGCCGAAUACGACGAAAUAGGCCCCAGCAUUGUCCGGAGAUUCGCUCUCCUCGGUGGCCCGGGCAGUUCGUAA